This is a messenger RNA of Oncorhynchus nerka (sockeye salmon), 2704 nucleotides long. RefSeq names its product elastase-1-like. Gene Ontology annotation, molecular function: serine-type endopeptidase activity. The transcript has 5 exons. Bases 93 to 1085 code for a protein of 330 amino acids. Gene Ontology annotation, biological process: proteolysis. The record is from RefSeq and is a predicted model, not a curated record. Lineage: Eukaryota; Metazoa; Chordata; Actinopteri; Salmoniformes; Salmonidae.
GUACCCGUUUGUCAAUGUAGCUAGCUAGCUAGUUAGCGAACGCCUGGUCGAGCCGUAUAGCUAGCAACAUCUGGCUAACGUACUUUGCUAAGAUGAACUCCUGUGCCAAAUUGUUCAUUUUGAUAGCCAUCGCAGGAGUUUGUGUUAUCUUGUAUUUGGCCACUUUGGAGGAACAUGUUACAACAGACCUGAAUUGUGGAAAGAGACCAGAGAGACCAUCAACGAUGAUGCCAUUUGACUAUGAUGAUUAUGGUGGUGGUCGGUUCAUUGGUGGCACUCCAAUUGACCCUAGUAUUUGGCCGUGGCAAGUCUCCAUCAUGCACCGUCCGACCGCAGCAGAUCCUUUUCAGCAUCACUGUGGAGGAGCCAUCAUCAGCCAGGACUGGAUACUGACAGCUGCCGUAUGUGUUCAUGCACCACAGCAUCGCCUUUCAAGCAACCUGAUAGUCAAAGCUGGGACCACGGAUACAAACCACAAUGACGCGAACACACAGGAAUUACAAAUUGAGAGGAUAGUCCCGCACAAACUUUUUAAUCCUAUCACACUGCGAUACAACAUCGCACUUCUGAAGUUGAAACGCCCCCUUGUAUUCAACACCUUUGUGGAUGAAAUUUGCAUCCCAGAUAAUUCCAAUGUUGAAGAACAUCAGUAUGGUAUCUGCCACAUCACAGGCUAUGCAGGGCCCAAUGCAAACACCAGCAUUUUACAAGAAGCAGAAGUGAAGAAAAUUGGCAAUCCCAGGUGUAACAUGCCUACCUGGUGGAACUACAAAGUGGCUAGGGACAUGUUUUGUAUGUCUCAUCCCAGUGGCAUGGGUGGUCCUGAUGGUUGUGAGAUGAAUCUUGGGGGCCCUGUGAGCUGCUUCAUGCCUGCAAACAACCGCUACUACAUCUAUGGGGUGCGGGUGUAUACCCAAGACUGUGGUGUGCCUCGGCGGCCCAACAUUUACCUCAAAGUGAGCAAGCAUUUCUACUGGAUUCAAAGAGAAGUUGGGGACAGCGCCCCCCCCAUCCCUGCACCAAUUCACAGUCGUUCUUUGGCCAUGUGCUUUUUGCUUUCCAGCUUAGCUAAGGUGGUGAUUUGACAGUUUCCACACCAGUUACAUUUGUGACAUUUUAUUUAUUAAUUUAAUUUGAGAGCAGUCUAAAUAUUUUUAACUAAACAUAUGAUACUAUAAAUAAAAAGUAUGGAGGAAAGGAUUUUGAGCGCUCAGACAACACAAAUGAAGCUGACACCCCCCCACAGGGGCAGGGAGCAGCACCAUAGACACCAGGCUUGGAGGGGUGGGGUGAAUAGUAGAGACAGUCAAAAGUUUGCCAUGCAACACCAAGGUAGAUGCUACUGUACGUAAUUACUUUUUUGUUGAUGCAGAUUGUAGAACAUUGGGUUGCCUUGUAUUUGAUAUCUCAGAUGACAAAUUAAGUAGACUUCACCCUCCACAUAUACUCAUUCCAAAAUGUAACUUGCCUGCAAAUGUUGUGAAAAGCUGAAGUUAAGCCAAGAGAUCUAGAAAACACUAGGACAUUCAGCUGAGAAAGAUUCCAUUUUCCUCUGUAAUAAUGUGGUAACGCACAAUAUUUUCAUCCAUCUCUUUUCAUUAGUCUCCGCCACAGCAUCUCUUUUCAACACUUUUAGGAAUUAGCGACUGAGCAGCCCAAGCACAAAUGACAGAAAUGGGUGGGCUGUUGAUGUUCAAAAUGAAGUGACUGUCAGGUCGUAACACCAAUCAGACAUCAAGUGGGAGAGGCUGUAGGGGAAACCAGCGGCUGUGAAAAGAGACUAGUGGCUUUACAGAUCACAGAGCAGAGACAUGCUGACAAAAGCAGAUUUUUAUUGUUUCAUUUUGCUAAACCAAAUAGAAAACAAAUGAUCCCCAUUGACAACAUGACAGAACGUUGGUCAAAUAGGACACGUUUGCCUCUGAGUUGGAACUCAUUGCAUCACUGACAAUAUUGAGAAGAUCUUGUACAGCAUUUAUGCAUAGUGAGCAGCCUUGAGGUAUAUAUAUUUUGGGCCCUUGAUGUUUACAAAUAACAUUAAUCAUCCGAAAUAGAUUGUUUUAUCACUACACAAGUACAGUACAUUGUGCUUACAAUACACUAAAAGCUUAACAUCCUUUAUUGUUUUCAGUUUUACUGCAAUUGGCACAGUGUUUAUUACAAAAUAUAUGGAAAUAUUGGCAAUCCUGAUCAUUUGUCCUAGCCUGGUCCUAUACCGGUUUGUGCUUUUGCCAAUUGGAGCUAGCACAAUAGUACAAACAGGCUGGAACUCAAGCUAGGUUUUUCCAUGGAUAGAAUCUUGAAAAACUUUCCCCUUAUUUCCAGUUUUGGAUAGCACCAAUGUGUCUAAUGAAUGUAUGGCAGGACAACAUGUUGUCACACCCAUAGAAUUAGAUUGAGUAGAACGGGCUUGGAACCGCUCACACCAUGAAGAUUGAGUGGUAAAUUCCUUCUAGUUCUAUGGUCACACCACUAUAAGAUAAGAUGAUGAUUUAAACAUGCAAAGGUGGAAUGAUACAGUAGCAGCUUGGCAAGAAAGCCAAAUACCACAGAAUAGUCCCAAAAACAUUUUUUAUGAAUCAUUAAAUGUAACUUUACUCUAAAGAUGGACUUAAGUUACAAUGUUUGUCAUUCAAGUAGUUUUAACUUCCUAAAUCAAACAAGGCUUUUGUUUUGCCACAGCGUUGUGUAGGGUAGUUGAAAU